GGCAGCACCUGGCGAACGUGAGCUGGUCACUGGGCACCUGGCGCCUGGACUCGCCGCGCUGGUUCCAGGCGCUGUGUGAGGAGCUCAGCCGGCGCGAGGUGCGGACGCUGGAGCCCAGGCACGUGGCGAACAUCCUUUGGGCCAUGGCGAGGGUGGGGGUGCGUUCUGCGGUGUUGCAGCAGCUGGGGACCGACCUCUCCAAAGGAGGCCUCGAGAAGUUCCAGGCCCGGGACCUGGCGGCGAGCGUCUGGGCCUUCGCCUCCCUCGAGGUGCUGCACGGCGACUUCUUCCGCGCGGUGGCCAAAAGCUCCGGCGAGAAGCUGCGGAGCUUCAGCGACCAGGACCUGCAGGCAGGACGGGGUUCCGGGGUUCCGGAUCCGGGGAUGUGCUCGGUUUAA
Molecule: messenger RNA, 398 nt
Organism: Effrenium voratum
Lineage: Eukaryota; Dinophyceae; Suessiales; Symbiodiniaceae
Source: the annotation of a GenBank genome assembly